Molecule: messenger RNA, 1237 nt
Organism: Paraphaeosphaeria sporulosa
Lineage: Eukaryota; Fungi; Ascomycota; Dothideomycetes; Pleosporales; Didymosphaeriaceae
Product: hydroxymethylglutaryl-CoA lyase
Exons: 2
Coding region: 45-1139 (364 amino acids)
Biological process (GO): L-leucine catabolic process; ketone body biosynthetic process
Molecular function (GO): hydroxymethylglutaryl-CoA lyase activity
Source: RefSeq, a predicted model, not a curated record
UCACGUUCCCCCAGCUCCGUUCACUUUGACUGCAAAACCCAAACAUGUCUUCGAGAUUUGCUUGCUUACGCACUGCGCGUUUGGCUGCGCGAUACCCGCUGCGGCGAAGAUAUGCAACAACUGCAUCCGACUUCGUGCGCAUCGUGGAGGUCGGCCCACGCGACGGGUUACAGAACGAGAAGCAGAGCAUACCAGUCGCUACCAAGAUCGAGCUUAUCAACAAGCUGGCCCAGACUGGAUUGAAAACAAUUGAAGCUGGAUCCUUCGUAUCGCCCAAAUGGACACCGCAGAUGGCAAAUUCGUCCCAAAUCCUCGAACAUAUUCUCAAGACCCCGCCCGCAGCUUCACAUCCCAUCACGUACCAAUGGCUCCUUCCGAACGUCAAAGGCCUGGACAAUUUCCUGUCUAUAUGGCAAGCUAAGGCGGGGGGAAAUAACGAAUACCCUACACCUCCGCCAUCCCCUGGCGGCGAUGCGGCAUCUGGCGCGGGAGCGAACAUUCACGAAAUUUCCAUAUUCACUGCUGCGACUGAGACGUUUACCCAGAAGAACACAAACUGUUCGAUAGCAGAAUCUCUGCAGAGAUUCGAGCCCAUUAUGGCACGAGCGAAGGAAGCCGGUCUCAACGUACGGGCCUACAUUUCAGUCGCUCUCGGCUGCCCCUAUGAAGGACCAAAUGUCAACCCGCACAAAGUUGCCGAACUCGCCGUGAGCCUUUUGGAGAUGGGCGCAGAUGAGAUAUCAGUAGCUGACACCACGGGCAUGGGGACCGCGCCGAAGACUGCGGAGCUCCUCAAGACGCUCAGUGCAGCUGGUAUUGAGAAGAGUGACCUGGCCCUGCAUUUCCACGACACAUAUGGACAGGCAUUGGUCAACUCUCUUGUCUCGCUUGAGCAUGGUAUUCGCACAUUUGACUCCGCGGUUGCCGGUCUCGGCGGCUGCCCCUUUAGCCCUGGUGCGACAGGAAACGUUGCUAGCGAAGAUUUGGUCCACUGCUUCCACAGCUUGGGCUUGAAGACCGGGGUUGAUAUCGAGAAGUUGUCAGAGGUCGGAGAGUGGAUCUCAUAUGAGAUCGGGCGCCCGAACGAGAGCAGGGCAGGAAAGGCCACCAUGGCACAGGCAAGGAAAAGGGUGGCGUAGGUACUGUAAGAGUAUCAUAACACUAGUAACAUAUAUGCAGCCGUUACACAGUCGAGUUCAGAUUUGCCAUCUGCAAAUUGUACCAGUAAGGAAUAGCU